AACGGCGGCGGCCGCGUCAGCAUGACAGCCGAUUGGAUGCCAGGUCAACCUCGCCCUCCUUACCUCGACGGCUCUGCUCCUGGCGACUUUGGAUUCGACCCACUUAGGCUGGGAGAAGUUCCGGAGAAUUUGGAGAGAUACAAGGAGUCAGAGCUCAUCCACUGCAGAUGGGCAAUGCUUGCUGUUCCAGGGAUAUUGGUGCCUGAGGCAUUGGGGUAUGGAAACUGGGUGAAGGCUCAGGAAUGGGCGGCGACACCGGGAGGUCAAGCCACGUACUUGGGCAACCCCGUGCCAUGGGGCACUCUUCCGACCAUUCUCGUGAUCGAGUUCUUGGCUAUCGCUUUUGUCGAGCACCAGAGAAGUAUGGAGAAAGACCCCGAGAAGAAAAAGUACCCCGGAGGUGCCUUCGACCCUCUCGGAUACUCCAAAGAUCCCAAGAAGUUCGAGGAAUUGAAGGUUAAAGAGAUCAAGAACGGGCGACUCGCGUUGUUGGCAUUCGUGGGGUUCUGCGUGCAGCAAUCGGCUUACCCGGGCACGGGGCCAUUGGAGAACUUGGCUACUCACUUGGCUGAUCCAUGGCACAACAACAUUGGUGACAUUGUCAUCCCUCCUUCCCUUUCGCCCUAAAUCCAGAGUUCGUCCUCAUUUCAUCUUUCAACCACUGUAAAAUUGGUAACGUGUGUGUGUAAAAACAUCACCUUGCAAUGAACGCGCUUGUCCUCCUCCCUUGUCUGUGUAAUCUGAUAACUAGGGCUUAGAUAUGCAUACAUAUAUAUCAAAUGUAUUUGCUUGGAAUCUC
Molecule: messenger RNA, 799 nt
Organism: Tarenaya hassleriana
Lineage: Eukaryota; Viridiplantae; Streptophyta; Magnoliopsida; Brassicales; Cleomaceae
Product: chlorophyll a-b binding protein 6, chloroplastic
Exons: 4
Coding region: 22-627 (201 amino acids)
Biological process (GO): photosynthesis, light harvesting in photosystem I; response to light stimulus
Cellular component (GO): membrane
Source: RefSeq, a predicted model, not a curated record